Mytilus californianus (California mussel) is the source of this 4348-nucleotide messenger RNA. RefSeq names its product centrosomal protein of 78 kDa-like. Gene Ontology annotation, cellular component: centrosome. The record is from RefSeq and is a predicted model, not a curated record. Bases 124 to 2679 code for a protein of 851 amino acids. NCBI's taxonomy places the organism in Eukaryota, Metazoa, Mollusca, Bivalvia, Mytilida, Mytilidae. The transcript has 15 exons. Gene Ontology annotation, molecular function: protein binding.
UGGAUAUUGAAGUCGCAAUGGGUUCUGGGAUGUAAACUAAUAAUCAGCGCCACUAACCUUUUAUUUUGAAAGCGAAAACUUCUUUUAUUUGUGAUGACUGGUCACUAGAGAAAAACCAGUAGAAUGAUUGAGAGUGUACAGAUUCGCCACAGAGGGGCGAUUGAUUUUGACAGUCACUAUGACAACCUCUGUGCCAUGCAAGACUCAUGUCCUCUUCCAGCUGUCAAAGCACAUCUUCAACAGAAUGUAUUAGAUAUCAAUGGAGAUCGAGUCAGAGUAACAGACUGGCAGCCAAUAUUAAACACACUUAAAAUCAACAAAAGUUUGGAGUUUGUUGGAAUACGUAGUUACUACACACCACCAAAUGACGAUAAUGAGAAGAAAGCCAUUAUUGAGAAGAGAAAGAUGCCAUCAAUCAGGUCAAAAGAAAUUACUUAUAGGCUGUGUAAAGCAUUGAAGGAAUGUCUGAGUGUGACCCCUGCUCUGUCGUGCCUAGAGUUACAAGGUUUACCUUUGAGAGAGCGUGACCUGACUACAUUGAUUAAAGGAUUGGCAAAGAACUCAACAUUGAGUCAUGUAUCAUUUGAGUUCUGUCGUAUUGGAGAUAAUGGAUUAGAUAUUCUGUGUAAAGGAAUAAAGAACUCAACCACAGUAAAUUCUAUCAACUUUACUGGAUGUAGUCUGACAGCAAAAGGAGCUGAUUCAUUAGCAAAAGUGAUUAAGCACCAAGCAAUGAAAAGACACAAUGAAGCCUGGCGGGAUAGUCUCAGAUAUAGACGACCAGACCUUGACAGGAUGUCGGGAAUCAGGCGCAUAACAAUAAAUAAUAAUCCUAUGUUAGGUGAUCAGGGAGCAACAUAUCUGGCUGAGGCUCUCAAGGAUGACCUCUGGUUGAAAGCAUUAGACAUGCAAGGAUGUGGUAUAUCUACAACAGGGGCCAAGUCGUUGCUGGAUGUAUUGAAAUACAACACAACCGUGGUAGUCUUGGAUGUGAGACGGAAUCCAUUGAUAGACCGAGAAGUUGUACAUGCCAUCAUGGAACAGUUAAUGAUCAACAGUAAUGGUCAAGACACUGAGUAUAAAUGGUUAAAAGCAGAAGAACCUUUAGACCCUGCAAAGUCCAAAUUAUCAGCAAAGAAAAGGAGAACAAAGACAUUAAAUUCAAGUUUUGGUAGAAAAACCACAAUAAAGAUUUCAGCAAAUACUAGUAGACGGAGAACGAAGUCCACAGGCAAUGUUAAUGUAGCAAGAAAAAUGAAUCCAAUCAGCUCUGAGGAAAUAAAAUCUGGACCUGGACGUCCUUGGAGAACAGCUGCUAGGGCCAACAGAUUUAGAGGUUUCCCCCCUGAACAUGUACCAGGAAUAUCUAAUCUAUAUGAAAACAGCGAAGAAGUGAACCUGUCCACACAUGAUCAAUCAUCAAUUAUCAUUACAAAGGAGGAGGAUGAAGAUACGCUAAGAGAACUGGAAAAAUUGAAAUUAGAUGACAGUGCCCUAAUUACUGAGGUUAACAAUAUUAAGGAUUUAAGAGUUGAGCUAAUUCAGAUGAAAAGAAGAAUGCACCAAGAACAAGUGGCUAGAUCAAGAGCUGAUAAAAGAAUAGUAGAGCUAACUUUAGAUAACAAGAAAUUAAAGGAUGAAUGUUUCCGACUGAAGCAUGACAAAGGAGGAGGGUGUCUAGAUGAUGAUAGUGUUCUGGAGGAGAUUGAAGCCUCGUUUAAACAGUUCCAUCAAUUCUUAGACUUGCUAAGAGAAUCUGGAUUAGGUCAGCUGAUAACAAUGGCGGGAUUGGACAAAAAGGACACGCCUUUUGGUAGACACAUGUCUUCCACUGCUUUAAAUGGAAAUUCAAGCUUCAGAUCAUCAUUUAUUUCAUCUAGUCCACCUAAAGUGGCCCCUAAACCACUCAAACCUACAUCAAGGCUGAAUGCCUACUAUGGCGAUAUUUCAUCUAGUAAACCAGUAGGUGAGGGUCAGUUAGGGGGUUUUGGAAGUUCCUUAGAAAAGCCAGAUAAAUUCACUGCCAAACUUAUUGAAAGUUUUAGAGACCCUGCCAUGCAAAGUGGAUAUGGGGAUGAUAGUUUCGAAAGACCAUCCGUUAAAAAAACUGACGAUUUGUAUGAACGCAUUUUACGUGAGACCAGUGGAGCAUUUAAUUCUAAUGUGAGUGUGAAUACAAAUGAUAGACCGGAUGCAAAGGGAGAUAAAUCCAGCACAAAAUCACAAGUCAAACCAGCAAGUGUGAUAGCUGACGAAAGGGAGACGGAAAAAGAAAAUAUCAUGAUGGACCUUAGUGAAUUGACUUCACAGCUGCCGAUGAGCCGGUCUCAAAACUCUGAGGAAGACCGGUCGCUACGUGAUAGUUUUUUCAAAGAUAUGUCUGAGGAUGAAAGACCAACUCCUCAACCACGACCAAGAAAAAUUAGCGAGUCGGAUGAUAAGAAGUCUGGUGGCAUCAAAGUUGGAAAAGUUGAACCGAUGAUUGCUUCCAAAAAAGACAUGAGUGAAAGAGAAUCUCGGUCGCGCAUGAGUGAUUAUAAUUAUAGCAUGGACAGUUUUGAGCAAUCUUAUGUUAGUGAACGAGGUGAGAGGAUUGUUUUAGAAGGUGACCUUGAUUUAGGAUUUGGAAACUCACCUUCACCACCUCCGGAAGUAAUUGAAAGUGAAGAAGAUUUUUAAGGAAUUAGCUUUCAUUUCCUGUACACAUAAACACCAAUAUUGAAUUUGUCUGCUUUGGAAGGAUAAUUUGUUAGAGUUAUGACAGAAAAAAAAAAAAAAGUUACAGACAUAUAAAAGCAAAUGUUUUACAAAUGUCAUAAGGUCAACCGGUGCAAAAUUUAGGUCAAUCGUAGAAAAAUUUGGAAGUCAAAAUUGUUAUUUUGAUAUUUGUAAAGGAAAAUUUGUCAGAUAUUGGUUUGAAAAAAAUAUGUUUUAUUUGGAGAAAAAAAUAUUUGGUAUGGCCUAAAUUUAUUUAUUUUUUCUUUGAUUUCUGUUAUAUGAAUUAAUUAGCCUAAUUUAUUAAUGAAUUAAUUGAGUUUUAUUACUAUUUUGAAUAAUGACAUUUUGAUAUCCUUAUACCCACUUAGAACUAAUGCAAUCUCUAAUCAUUUUCUAACCAUUGAACAAAUUGUUGCAGAUAAAACAAAGCUAAUAUACCUGUUCUGACCCUCAUUGAAAAUACAACUUAUAACACUGUUUUAACGCAUUUUUAAGUCACAUGAGCUUCAUUUGAAUUGAAAAAUUUUACAUGAAGUCCAAGUUAUAUUUAAAUAAAAAUAUCAUUUUUAUGUCAACAUUAGUCAAUGUGUAAAUUAAUACUUCAAAUUCAGAAAUGUGGUUGUUCCUUUAUUAUUGUGAUUAACAAGAUUAUCAUUACUACAAUUUCAGUAGAUGCUAAUGCUUUCAAACUUUUAAAGCGAAGUUUUUUUUUUGGCGAAACCUAUCCUGUCACAAUAUUUGAAGUAAUAAAAAUAUAGCAAACAUUUUUAUACGACCGAAAAAAAAUUUGCGGUCGUAUAUUGGUAUGACGUUGGCGUCGUCGUCGUCGUCCGAAGACACAUUGGUUUUAGCACUAUAACUUUAGUUUAAGUGAAUGGAUCUCUAUGAAAUUUUACCAUAAGAUUAAAUACCACAAAAGGAAGGUUGGGAUUGAUUUUGGGGGUUAUGGUACCAACAGUUUAGGAAUUAGGGGCCAAAAAUAAGCAUUUUCUAGUUUCCAGACAAUAACUUGUGGAACGGUGUAUGGAUCUCUGAAAUUAUACCACAAGUUUCCAUACCACAAAGGGAUGGUUAGGAUUUGCUUUGGGGGGUUAUGGUACCAACAGUUUAGGAAUUAGGGGCCAAAAAUAAGCAUUUUCUAGUUUCCAGACAAUAACUUGUGGAACGGUGUAUGGAUCUCUCUGAAAUUAUACCACAAGUUUCCAUACCACAAAGGGAUGGUUAGGAUUUGCUUUGGGGGGUUAUGGCUCAAACCGUUUAGGAAUUAGGGGCAAAAAAGGGGGAAAAACAAGGUUGUCCUGGUUAAUGGACAAAUACUUUAGUACAAAACAUAAUUUAAAUCAGUGUAAGGGAGAUAAAUCAAAUACAUCAUUUGAAUUACCUCCCUUACACUGCUUUUAAAUUAUGUAUAAAGUAAUGGUUAAUGAACAACUAAGACAAUUUAAAACAGUGUAAGGGAGGUAAUCCAAAUACAAAAAAAUCCAUAUGAAAGAUUUGACACCAUAUUUUAAAUUCUAUUAUAAAAUAGAUUAAGUUGCACAAUGGUAAAUUAAAAUGGGUAAUUAUGGUUGCAAAUUCCAUUGGAAAUUUGUAUUGAGAUUAUGACCAUAUCUUGAGGGAAAGAAUUUUU